GUAUCCUUCAGAAGGACAAAAGUAUAACAUCACUGUUAUAUUUAUUUUAAACAAGCAUUUUUGCUUCUUUUGCGAGAAAUGUUUAACGUUCGUUUGGGCCCUCAAAUACUUUUGAAUCAGGGUUAACUAAGGCACGAUACGCCUUUCUUAGGUCUAUCUUAGGUAACAGUAGUCGUUUACUUCAAGUGAAUACAUAUAAAAAUGUAUAUAAAUUACUCUAAUUAUUACAGCGUCCUGUAGUCCUAGUGAAACAGAUAUUUCGAAACGGUGAAGUGAUACUUGGAGAGCUGAAACAUCAUGUAUUUGUUUUCAAAUUACUUACGAGUAAAAAGGGAAACAACGUCUACCGAGCGUUUUGCGCCGGGAGCAUCAUAACGCAGGAGAGGGUACUUACUUCGACACACUGUUACCUUACUAACAGAAAAAGGCGACGCCACAACUUUGACAACCUUAGGGUAGUGGCGGGCAUUUUGCACGUCCACACUGUACAGCCGAUGUUGACAAUGCCUCUGCUAGAUGACAUCGAACAGUGGCGCCUGAUUGCCCAUCUCUACUCGCAACGACUGUUUCGGUUUCCUGCUUAUGAUUUGGGAAUAAUAAAAGUAAACAGGCCAUGGGUUUUCAACAACUUUGUCAACAAAAUACCAUACGCUACAUUGGAUCAAGAUUUUGAUGGAGUAUGUGUUGGUACUGCAGUUAAAACCACAAAGAGUUGGUCGCGAGACAGAUAUCUGUACGCAGCCAAUUUCCAACUGACCAGCAGACUCGACUGUGAGCACCAGUUGUUGAGGAGUUGUACCAAUUACUAUUGCACGGACUAUGACGUGUCGAUGUCUUCGUCUAGAGAGAUAGAAGGUGGAGGCCUGAUCUGUCACGACACCGGUGAUCCUGCAGAAGACAAAGAGCUAGGAAUACUAGUCGGAGUGUCAUCGCUCAUAAACAUCAACCUUCCUUCUUUGCACAACCGCGUCGGUCCGUUCCAUGAUUGGAUAACAGGUGAUUGCUACGAAGCAAAACUUAAUCUUCACUUGCUGAUGAUUUGUGCAGCUGGUCUUAUACUAUAUCUUUAA
This is a messenger RNA of Bicyclus anynana (squinting bush brown), 1070 nucleotides long. RefSeq lists its product as uncharacterized. Bases 495 to 1070 code for a protein of 191 amino acids. The transcript has 6 exons. The record is from RefSeq and is a predicted model, not a curated record. NCBI's taxonomy places the organism in Eukaryota, Metazoa, Arthropoda, Insecta, Lepidoptera, Nymphalidae. Gene Ontology annotation, biological process: proteolysis. Gene Ontology annotation, molecular function: serine-type endopeptidase activity.